This is a messenger RNA of Prorocentrum cordatum, 309 nucleotides long. The record is from the annotation of a GenBank genome assembly. Lineage: Eukaryota; Dinophyceae; Prorocentrales; Prorocentraceae.
AUGUCCGCCUCCGCUCCGGGGGAAUCGGCGCAGCAGCUCUGCAGCGCGGCCCCGCUGUGGCACUGCAUGGUCGAGGGCGGGCCAGGGGGCGCUCCUCCCGCCCGCGGCCCCGCCCACGCGUCCCGGGGAGGAGGGCCCGCGGCCCCAGCGCCUUCCGCCCGCGGUGGCGCCGGAUGCGAGAGGCAGCAUGCAGCUGAGAUGCUGCGAAGCACGGGCGCGUCCGGAGGGAGCGUGGGUGUGCAGUGGUCUCGCGCUCGCCCAGCCAGCGGCUGUUUCGCAGGAAGCCCUGGCAGUGGCAGCGAGUCAUGA